Ylistrum balloti is the source of this 7997-nucleotide messenger RNA. RefSeq names its product ras association domain-containing protein 1-like. Gene Ontology annotation, biological process: signal transduction. The record is from RefSeq and is a predicted model, not a curated record. The transcript is spliced from 7 exons. Bases 184 to 2133 code for a protein of 649 amino acids. NCBI's taxonomy places the organism in Eukaryota, Metazoa, Mollusca, Bivalvia, Pectinida, Pectinidae.
GCUGGCUGUGUUGUUCCAUCAUCUCCCUACUGCCAGCGUGCCUUUGUGGUAGAGAGUUUUACAUCGUAUCUCAAGCUGAAUUGAUGAAAAGUGGAUAGUGAUUAGAGGCCUAACACAAAUUUGUGUGGUAAGGAUGUGAACCUAGCAUGAUCUCACUCAUAUUAUAUUAUUGUACAUCGAGGUAUGGAAGAUAGCCGAAAGCGGUCUGGUAUAUCGUAUAGCCGCCUCCGACACCAGUACUCCUCCGGUCCGUCUGCCAAAGAAAGCACCAAGUCUGGUAGAUCUCGCAAAAAUACUGCUGCCAAUCGGGUCUGUAAUCAGAGCAUAUUUGAUCUCCAAUACUGUGAUAUACAAAAUGAUUCAUCUCCACAUAGUCAUCUGAAGUAUGGAUUCCUUGACGAGGAAGAUUUUGAGGAGUUUAAGCUGGAUUUAAAAAAUUUCAGCCAUCUGAAAGAAGAGUUACUCGAGGAUUUUAGCUUGUUUAAAAGUGAUAAUAAACCUAAACUUCUCACAACGGCAGAGACUCGCAAAAGUAGUCACACGGCAAACGAUCCACUCAUGGAGUUUCUAAAUAGUGAUGAGCACUUUCAGGAGUUCGAGAGAGUGUUUGAAACAUUUAAAAGUAACCGGUUUUCAGAUAGCCUUGACAAACUUCGGUGGUCAUUAAACAGGUACGGAGAUGAAGAGGAAGAGGAGGAGGAACCAAAUAAUGAGGAAAUUGAUGAUAAAUGUGAUGUGUUUGAGGAAGAGUUAGAUGAUUCUCAAAUCGAGGAUUCCUUCACGGAAUUUUUUGACCAUGAUGAGGAUUUCAUGGCAUUCGAGAGAGAAUUUCAAAAUCUUAAAAAAGUGAAAAGACGUUCUAAGGUGCUACAAAGGAUAAAUCGUAAUUCAGGCUGUGAUAUUGUUCAGGAAUUAAAGGCAUUCUGUGAUAAUGAUCCUUCCCUCAAGUAUGAUGUGAGUCCAGGGGAGGAACGAGUAUGGAAUUCGGGCGGGGAAUGGGAUUACAUAUUCAAUAAAUUAAAAAAUGAUAAUCAUGUGUUGCUACCGCCUAGUGCAUCUGGGAGUCUACGCACAUGUACCAGUAUUAAGGAGGACAGUAUAGCCGACUUUGAUACAGGGUUUUAUUGUAGUGCCAAAAAUCAAGACCUCGAUACUUGCUCAACACUUACAGAUUUAUCAAAUUUAGAAAAUGAUUGCCAGUUCACAUGUCAUCAGAAGUGUGGUCCCUUGGUUCGACUCGGAUGUAAGGCAUCACCUGUAGAUGAAGGACUUCCUCCUGACCCAAAUUCUGUGGAAACUUCCCUCACAGACCCACCUGACCAACCAACCACAACUGACACAGGAUCAGAGGCCACAAAUGAGAAAGAUGAAACAGACAGCGGGUAUAGAUCAGGCACAAUACCUGAUGAAAAGUUGCCUCGGAAACGGAGUCAGGCCACCCUUAACCGAGAGGAACUUAAACGCAAGAUUGAAGAGUAUAAUAGUGUAUUUCCUGCUGCUAAUGUAGCACUGAAGGAAGAAAAAGAUGAAGCAUUCCAAGGGUUUAUCAAGGUUGUGUUGAAUCUCAUCCGACCAAUCUGCAUGUCUCUCGGUGCACGUCCUCCGUCCAUCUAUGAAAUGCUUACCAAGGAGCACAUCGUGGAACAAAACACACUGACUGUGUCCUUCUACAUGCCACGGGACACUUGCAAGUCUAUCCAUGUUACCAGUGAUACGACAGCCACAGAUGUUAUCUCACUGUUAUUGAAGAAGUUCCACAUCCUCGAUCAUCCCAGGAAGUUUGCCUUGUAUGAGCAGGAACACAGUCCCAAGGGUAAAAUAGUGAAACUGCGGAGGCUGCCUGGCAGUGAGAACCUUUUGUCUACUUGUGUCCACUGGGAGAAGGAGCGACUUUUGUGUACAAGGCUUGUCCUUCAGGAAAAUGAAACAGGAGAAAUUGUGUGGGAGAACUUCAGUAAACCAGAAUUGGAGAACUUCUUACUUGUGCUGGACAGAGAGGAAAAGGAAUAUAUAUCACAACUGCAGUACAAAUAUCAUGUUAUGAAGAGAAUUAUCCAUCAACGCUUCAAAGAGCUACGGAAAGAGCGCAGGAAGUCUGCCUUGAUGGAGAAACAAGCCAGCAAAGAGUCCUGAUUAUCUAGGAUUUCCAGUGAUAUUACCCAGGAUGCUUCAUUGUCUUGUUAAUGUACACUCUUGAGAGAAUUUCCUCAGAUUCAUUAGGAAAUCAAACCAUUAUGACAGUCUUGCUAGAUGUUAAAUCUAGUCAAGCUCAGCCAGUAAUCAAGUGAUUUCUGGACGUUACUGAUCUGAAUCUUUGUUCUGUGAUGGUUGUGUAGAUAUUUAUCAUGGUGCUGUGAGGAGUAAUCUGGUGGGGCAACCAUUUGUGAGACCUCAUGAACUUUUGCUGUGACAGAAUCCUGAGUGAGUCAUGGAUACCACUCCCUACAAGGGAUUACUUAUUAUACACUAUGAGGUCUCCAGAAACAAUGGAUAAUUGCCCACUGAUGAGCUCAGAUAUCCUCUGGUAGAGGCCAAACUUGACACUCGCUUCACCAAAACGUCGGAAAGACUUGUGACAGAUGUUCUGAUGUAGUCCAGGCACAGAAUGACUUUAAGACACAUGAUUGUCUUCCACUGAAAAAGACUGCAGUCUUAAGGAUUUGAAAUGUUGUGUCAUACAAGAAAUGAACAUCUCUUGAAGACAAACAUUUGUCUAAGGAUUUAUAUUGUAGGGCAUGUCCCAAGGAGGUUAAGAAUCAAUGUCACUAGUCCAAAGGAGGACAAGAGUGCCAAUAUUUUGGUGGUUGUUACUCUCAGUGAUGACAGUGAGAAGGUCACAAUAUGAUGAUGUGGUGAGAGGGUCAUGAUUGAUGUAAAUGAGAUUAAUCAUGGGAUGUCUAGGUGAAACAGUUACAUUAUUGUCACUUUUCACCAAGAUAUCGGUUCUUACAGAGUCAUAGUUGUCCUCACUUGUCAAAGAAGCAAACAUGGACCUAUUUGUUGUCACAGGCAUGACUUGUUGACAACAGUUACCUGAUAAAGACGAGCAAGUUGUCAAUUUAUCAACUGAUGUUAUGGUUUAUGUAUGGUAGUCGUUGCCUGGAAACUGUUGCCAUGACAUGAAAAACUUGCACAAAGAUACUCAAGAAUACCAGGGCUUUGACACAGAAACCAAAUAUGGUAUGACUAGUUUUCCACCCCCAAUACUUUAUGUCAUGGUCAGGGUCACGAGCACUCAUUUGAGAACAUGUGUGAUGAUAAACACCCUGUUGAUAACGACCUGUGUAUUUUGGUACCACGAUAUCAAUACCUAAUAACUGUACAUACUUCCCUAGUUUAGUACAUGUAAAGUGGGACUAAGGUUUUCAUGGGUUGAAAAAAUAUUUCAAUGUUUUUAGGGGAAAUGUAACACAGUUAAAGAUUCCACCAGUCCUAUCUUUCUGAUUGGUUGAAUUUUACAGCAAGUUACCUACAACACCUAGCGGCAAUCACAUGCUUUAAAUAAUGCCACCAUCUUUCAAGACAAGUAGCAUGGCAUGCAAUAACUAUGUAACAAGUUAACGUUAUCCUAAAAACUUAAUAAAAGUGACAGCCAAGAUGUUCCUGACACUAUUCAGAUGAGUUUCAGUUGUGAACCAUCACUGGUUUGAAGUUAAUACUCUGAGAUGGGACAAGUUGGUGGAAUGCACAGAAUUACUGGAUCACUGAUAUCUAUUUUCAGUGGUCUAUAUAAGAUCAACAUGUGACAAUCUGUGACAGUAAAAGUCAUUAGAAAAUAUCUUUUAAAAUAAUCAAUAUAGUCAGCGAUAUCACAGAUAUGAUCAUAAUGCAACAUUGUACCAAAUUUCCUGUUGCUAUUAAUAGAAUGGGUUGACUAAUUGAGAGUAAUUUUUUUUCUUGAUUGUGGGUGGCACACAUGUACAUUGUUUAUCACUCUCAAGGGCAGCGUCUUCAAACUAAAUAUCUUAAAACAACAAAUAAAGUUAGUGACAUCAAAAGCUUAUGUACUUAAUAUGAUAACACCAAUAUAUGAAGUUAUUUAAAAAGUAUUUUAAGAACUAUUGUUCAAUAAACAAUAUAAAGGUCUAUUGGAGAUUGGAAAAGAAGCUGAAAUUAUUAAAAGCUAUAUUAAUUAUGAGGUUAAACUUUGCCUACUCUAGUGUUUAUUGCUAUUCAUUUAAGGAUUGUGUGCAUCCACUUAAUGAAUUAUUUCUGUAUUUAUACUUACUCAGAGUGAAAGAUCUGAUAUAAAUCUAUAAGAUAUCUGUACAGAACAUGCCUUUGUAUUCCAAUAAUAAAACACUAUAAAUCUUUUACCUGUCACACAUAUAGUAUGCGAGGGAUACAAGCAUGAAUUUGAUAAUGUAUUCAAAGAGUACAAAAUCUUCAAUCAUAAGAAUUGAAAAAGUAAAGAUAACAUAUCAGUAAGGUCAUUUUUUCUGAUGUAAAAUUUCAUGUAUCUCUACUGUUGCAUCAAUGCAUUUAGUGUUAACAGAUCAGUGCACAUGGUACAAUUUGUGGCAUACAAUAUUGUGCGCAUGCUGGUUAAGAAAUAAUCCAAUCACAAGCCUUCUUAUUAGCCAAUCAAAAAUCAGUCAACCUUAGAAAUUGAUUCUGCUACAAGUUGUCUCUGAUUAAAUCAAAUUGCAUUUCUGAUUAAUUUAUGAUUUACAUUUAAUGUGCAUACUGUGUACAUAUAACCUUGACGCUGGAUUUUGGUGGGGGCAAAAUAUUUUUGAAAUAACAGUUCACAGAAUCUGACCAAUCCUGUGGUUAUGGGUCAUGCUAUGUAACUUAGGGUUCCUCUGAAACUGAGGGUUCCUUACUGAACAUGCAUGUUUUGUACAACGAUCUAGAAGACUGCUAUUUAAGCCAGGUCUGUGGUAGGAGUGAGCAAUUCAGUUUGUGGGAUGCAUCUUUGUAGCAUACAAUGAUGAUUUGAAACUAGGAACAAGGACAGUGUCAUCAACAUUACCUGGACUGGAACUUUGUGUCAUCAAGCAUCUUCAUUUACUCUAUGUAAUCUGUGGUUUUAAUGUUGUUCUGGGUUCAAUAUCCAAUUGCAAUACCAGUGGCAAUCUCUUGAUUAAGAAUUUCAAUUUUUUGAGUGAUUUACUGAUUUGAUAGAAAAUAUUUUCAAAAUUUCAGAUUUGCCUGAUGAUAGUCAUCUAUAAAAGUGUUCAAUCUUCUUGCAUAUGAGGGAUUUUGUCUCAGAUUUAAAGUUACAUAUAGACAUGUUAUAUAUCAUCCUUUCAGUGAGUGCAUUGAUUUACAUAUUGUAUAAAUAAGAUUGCUUUGAUGCUACACAGAUGGUAUAUACAACACCAACCUUUACCAAGGGUAUUCUAUGUGUUUGUUAUGGGAAUCUUUAGGAUUUUUCGUUCUAUAAAAUUACUUUGUAUUUAUGUAUACAUUUUAUACGAGGAUCUGUAGCUUUACAAUUUUCAAACUAGUCAUUUACAUGUCUCGUUAUAACUUGUUCAAGAGACCAUUGAGAAAAACAUAAUGUUGAAUUUGUAAAAAAAAUGAGGUAAAUAUUUAUGUAGAUUUUAUUGUUUGUUUGUACACUUCAUAUUGGUGUGACUUUUCAUUUUAAAGGUGCAUAAUACACAAGACAAGUAUCAUUAUAAGAUAAAGAUUUGAGUAAAUACAAUUGUGUUCAUACAUAUCCUGUACAAGGUAUUGUAUUCCAAUAUGAAAUCAAAGCCUAAUAUAUUCUAUCCUUUAUCUCCUUGUCAUUUCCGUCUGAUAACUCUUCCUUAUCUGAAAAUUUAAAAUCUAAAAAUAAUACUGUUACACUUUUCCCAUUUUGUGUUCAUGUAUGGUGACGAUAUGACUUGUCAGCCGAUUGUGUUACACCUGUCUCUACACAUGUUUAAUGUUAAGGCUGAAGAAAAAAUAACCUAUGGUCAAAUAUGACACUACAUCAAUUUUUCAGCAAUGAUUGGAUUUUGCCCAAAUUUAAUCUGAAACAUUCUUGGGUUAAGGCGAAAAAAAUGUGUGUAAAUAGUGGGUAUCGGCCCCCUGGCACAGGAGGGGGAUAUCACUGACAGACAUGGUGACCAUUGAGAUAGAACAAAUUUUAUCUCUGUGAGGUCUGUGUUUGUCAUAAUCAUGAAUUUGUUAGCAAUCAAGCAAAUUCACAGCCAGAGUGCAUGUGAUUUAAUAUGGAUGUUUUCAUUCAAUCCAAUCAGACAUUCUGUAGUUCUGUUUGAACCUGGAGAUUUUAAGUUUACUUGGCUUGAAAGGCUGAGUGAGCUUAUAGCCUACCACAGCGUGCAGCAUCCGUUGUCCAUCCGUCAUCUUUUUACCUAAAAAUUACAAUUAAUGAUAAAUGACUUACAGGAUUUUGACUGAAUUAGGCCAAAAGCAUUGUUGACAAAUCCUAUUUAAAUGGUGGGUCUUGGCCCCCAAAAGUGGAAAUUUUAAAUCCUACUCCUCCAGUAGGAAUAAUUGGAUUUUUUUUACAAAUGUGCGAGGUUGCGAGGUCCAAUGGGGGAAAUGGUGCAAAUUCCUUUUCAGUAUGAAGAUCAAGAUUUUGUCCUAGUUUGACCUGAAGCAUUCUUUGGUGAGAGAGAAUAAAUGGUUUUGCUGACCAUCUGGGUGUAGAGGGGUGGGGCCGAAGGAAGGAAUCACUAUAUACAUUAAGAAUUACUUUUCCUUUCGAUUGGACAAAGCAAUUGCAACCAAACAAAGCCAGGUGGGUGAAAGAGGCCCUCUUGGCCUCUUGUCGGUAUAAAACAGAACAGUGUAACCAAAGAGAUAUAUUUAACACUGAUUAACAGCUUGCUGUCAGUGAAUGUCUCGCCAUUUUUGUACAAAGAACCUUGGUGGUUUGGACUGAAGGGAGGGAAGCUGGAGGCAAAGAUGUCAUCCAGGUUGUUGAUGUUUUUGUGAAUAAAAAGACGGGAUUUCUGUGUUUGCACGAGAUCCUUUUGUAUAAAUAUUAAUGUAAGGCAGUUACAUUAAAUAUUGACAGGGUUCAUUAAAUUUUUGCAUACAUGUAGAUGUAAUUAUAAAUGAUGUAGUGUAGUGAUAUUUUGACAUUGUAUUGUCAUCCUAUUUCUAUGUAUCACAGAUAUUACACAAAUGUUGGAGCCUGGAGCCCAACAGUCUAUCAUUAACUCUUGGUUUUUUAUGUGCAGUGUAAAACAACCUUACCUAAAUUUAUAUUUUGUUCAUCACUGUGUAAUCAAAUUAUGACCAUGUGCUCAUUUAUUAGAUCUACAGACAGUAGAUUUUUCCAUCAAAGACAGUUGUCUAGCCAUGUGAUGGAGACCGACCAUGUUGGAUGUUGAUAAAAUUAUGAUUAUAUAUAAGUGUGUGUUCUGUAGAAAUGUGCAUCACACACAAGGCUAUUAUUUAUCCGACCGGCUUUUUCUAUGUAAAGUUUAAAUUAUAAUACUUCUUGCUAAAUAUUCUUUUGGACAGUGGUGUUUUAUCAUUGGAUUGUAAAUAGGUCAUAUAUCUUUAUUAAGACAUUUGACAGUGGAAAAAAAAUCAUGAUCUUAAUCCCAGGAUUAAAUGUCAUUUAUAUUUAAGUAGAGAUCAAGGCAUGAAAAAUGAUUAAAAAAAGAGAAGUGUUUUGGAUUGAUGAUGGUAUAUAUUUGAUGGUUUGGGAUAACACUACAGUGGUGUAUGAUGUGUUAUAUUAAUGUUACUGUACAUAACUUAGAUCAGAGUUUUAUAGCUAAACUUAACGUCGUCAGAGAAAUGUUAAAUUCUAAAUUACUAAGGAAUGAGAAAUUUUAUCAAAGUUACUGUUACCAUCCUUCUAGUGCCUUACAUGUGAAUUAUCAAACUUUGACCUUUGCAAGAUGCAAAUCAUUUUUCCGGAGCUGGUACAUGAAUAUCUUGUUUACUUCGUCCGAUUUGAUAAAUCAGGGGAAGUCGUUUAAAAAUAAUCUAAGUGUCACUGUAUUUGAAUUUUGUUUCACUGAACAUGUAUGAUUUGUUUUAUUUUUAUCUAUAAAUUAAAUUUAAUCAGAAAAUAGUAA